Emiliania huxleyi CCMP1516 is the source of this 1767-nucleotide messenger RNA. RefSeq lists its product as hypothetical. The transcript has a single exon. Bases 1 to 1767 code for a protein of 588 amino acids. Lineage: Eukaryota; Haptophyta; Isochrysidales; Noelaerhabdaceae. The record is from RefSeq and is a predicted model, not a curated record.
AUGCCCGUGUGCGCGACGUCAGCCAAGGACGCCAUUCUGCACCGACCGUCGUCACCAGCGACGGUCAUCCACGAGCCGGAUGCUGGCGUCUCCAAGACUCGUGUGAGCGUGCUCAUCAUUGGUGGCGGGCCGCACGCACUUGCGGCGCUCUCCGCCUUGCACGAGAGCUCCUUCGCCUUUGGGCAAUUCACGUCAGACAACGCCUUCCAGCGGCGAGUGGGCUUCAAGAACCUCCAAAAGAUUGGCAUGGUCGGCAUCAUCGAUCCAAACGAGGGCUUCUGCGAGGGAUGGAACAAGCGCUUCGCGUCCCUGGAGAUUGAGCACCUGAGAAGCCCCGCGCUGGCCCACCCGCUCGCCUUUGAGCCCAUGGCGCUCGUGAACUUUGCGUUGCGCGAGGGCCGCGAGGGCGAGCUACUGGCAGCGCCCUUUGUAAGCAGCAAGCUGGCGGACGAGGGCUUCUCGAUGCAAGACCCGCGCCUCUACAGCCUGCCGUCGACCGCUCUAUUCCGCGACUUUUGCGCGUCGCUCGAGGCCAAGCUACCCCACGAGUGGUACCGUGGGUAUGCGACGCGGGUGGCCAAGGACGGCGACAGCGGCGAGUACAUGGUGAGCUACGAGUGCGAGGGCGUCGAGCACUGCGUUGUCGCCGAGGCAGUCAUCUUCGCGACGGGGCCGACCGGGCCGCCGAUUGUGCCCUCCCCGUUCCUCCCGUUCAUGGGCAGCACGAUGGCGGACGGCGUUGACGGCGUUCCUCCCGUUCAUGGCGGACGGGUGACGCACACUGCCGAGCUGCUCGGCCGGGGCAGCACGAUGGCGGACGGCGUUGUCGGCGUGCGGGGCGCGAGGGUGCUCGUCGUCGGCGGUGGCCUCACCGCUGCGCAGGCCGCGCUGGCGGCGGUGGGUGCCGGCGCCGCCCGCGUCGUCCUGCGCUCUCGCCGGCCGCUCCAGACGCGCGCCUACGACCUGCACGACGACUGGGUCGACAUGCGCAAGACGAACCGGCUGCGCUUCGACUUCCUUUGCAUGGAGGACCGCUGCGAGGGGGCGAAGCGGGCGGCGCCGGGCGGCACAGUGCCCGCUUCCUACAUGGAGGAGCUGCGCCGCGGGGCGGCGAGCGAUUCUAGCGCGCUCGAGCUGCAGGUGGACGGGGGGAUUGAGCAGAGCGCCGUGCGACUCGAGCGCGGCGAGUUGCAUGUCGACGGCGACGCCUUCGACCUCGUGAUCCUCGCGACGGGCGCCGCCAAGACGCCGCUGUCGUCCAGGUUGUACCAGCAGGUGCAGGCCGACUUCUCCGCGCCGGUGCGAGACGGCUUCCCGCGCGUGGACACGUCGCUGCGGUGGGCGGACGGCGAGGACUUGUUCGUGGUCGGUGCCAACGCCGUCCUCGAGCUCGGCCCCGGCGCGCUCAACCUGAUGGGCGCGAUGCGCGGCGCAAAGAUCAUCGCGGUGGCGCUCCGAGACCUGAUGUGGACCACCAAGCGCGACGGGGCGCCUUCGGCGGUGGUCAACGUGAACAGCUUCUCGUGCCUCGGCCUCAAGGACGCGGUGCUCCUCGGCUUCGCCGACAGCUCGGACGAGGAGGACGCCGCCAGCAGCUCGGACGACGAGCAGGCGGUGGUCGGCGAGGCGGUGCGGCAGCUGUCGUCGCUCUCCGUGCGCCCGGCCGCUUCAAAGAAGAAGCAGGAGCCGCCCCUCUCCAAGGCGAAAGCGGCUCGCCUGCGCGCUCGGAAGCACAGGAGGGCCACAAAGGCGUCGAAGGGCAUGUGA